Closterium sp. Naga37s-1 is the source of this 728-nucleotide messenger RNA. Lineage: Eukaryota; Viridiplantae; Streptophyta; Zygnematophyceae; Desmidiales; Closteriaceae. The record is from the annotation of a GenBank genome assembly.
GGAUACGGGAUAGGAGGAAUGGCUCCAGGAAGAUGCUCAGACAGAGAAAUGUGUGAAGAAGGGGAUUCUGCAGUAGAAUCGUACCUUGUCGCUCAUAACAUAUUGAGAUCACACGCUUCUGCUGUUGCUUCUUACAGAGCCAAUUAUCAGAAGCUGCAGGAAGGCCGCAUUGGCAUCACACUAGACUCCCAAUUUUACUUCCCCAUCAAUCAGUCCGAUGAGAACGUUGCAGCAGCUAACCGAGCUCUUGAAUUCUCAUACGGAUGGUUCGCUGACCCAGUUUACUUUGGAGACUACCCAGAGUCCAUGCGAACUCUUGUUGGUGACCGUCUGCCUCAAUUCUCAGCUGCGGAAAGGCAGCAGCUUAUUGGUUCUGCAGACUUCUUUGGGCUCAACUUCUACACUGCUCUGUAUGUCUGGCAAGGGUCUGCCAGUGCGCCUGGAACCGCUUGGAGUGACAGCCAAGUGGGAACCUCAAGCACCAACCCACUGACUGGUGAAGAGAUUGGUGCAUCAACUGGCUCAUCUUGGCUGAAGGUGGUUCCAGAAGGCAUGUAUGGAAUAUUGAUGUGGAUCACAGGGCGUUACAAUAGCUUUCCGAUCAUGAUUACUGAAAACGGCUCGAGUGAUGUAAAUGACCCUGACAUUCCAUUGGAGACUGCACUCUGUGACGAUCAGCGUCUGAACUUCUACAGGGACUACCUCAGCAAUGUGCUUAAGGCCAAGAG